Symphalangus syndactylus (siamang) is the source of this 1092-nucleotide messenger RNA. RefSeq names its product putative protein C3P1. Lineage: Eukaryota; Metazoa; Chordata; Mammalia; Primates; Hylobatidae. The record is from RefSeq and is a predicted model, not a curated record. Gene Ontology annotation, molecular function: endopeptidase inhibitor activity.
AUGCCUGUGCGGUCCUUGUUCCCCGAGAGUUGGCUCUGGAGGAAGUUCACUCUGCCAAAGAGUGAAUCGGGCAUCUCCCAUUACCCCAUCUCCGUGAAGGUGCCAGAUUCCAUCACCACGUGGCAGUUUGUGGCGGUCAGCCUCAAGGCUGGACAAGGUCUCUGUGUCUCGGACCCCUUUGAGCUGACAGUUAUGAAAUCGUUCUUUGUGGACCUUAAGUUGCCCUCCUCCGUGAUCAGGAAUGAGCAGGUCCAGAUCCAAGCCGUGUUGUACAAUUUCAGGGAUCGCCAGGCCAAGGUCCGAGUGGAGUUCCCCCACAAGGAGACGCUGUGCAGUGCGUCAAAGCCAGGAGCACCAUCCCGCCAGGCAGGGGGUCAGAUCCAGCAAACGUCCUAUAGCAUCGUCCUGGAACCCCAAGGUCAGACCCAGACAAAAUUGGUGCCAAGACAGGAGUUCUUGAACAUGGUACCCGACACGGAGGCGGAAGUGUUCAUAAGCGUUCAAGGCUACACUCGGAUGCUGACCCACCGGAGUUCAGACGGCACCUACCACACCUCCAAGGGGAACCCAGGAAGCACUUGGCUCACAAGCUAUGUGUUCCGCGUCUUUGCCCUGGCCUACUCUAUGAUGACGACUCAAGUGCUUAGCCUGUCCUCUCUCUGUGACAUGGCCAACUGGAUCAUCAUCGACAGGCAGGCAGAGGAUGGGCACUUCCUGGAGAAGGGCCCUGUGGUCAUGACAUCCAUGCAGGGUGGCUACCAAGGCUCCGAGGAGGAUGUAUCCCUCACAGCUCUUGUCCUGAUAGCCCUGAAUGAGGGAAAGGAGUUGUGCAGCCAGAAGAAUUUGAUGGUCAGCAUCGAGAGAGCCCGUGGCUUCCUGGAGAGAAAACUUCCCGACAUUCAGACAACCUUUGCCGUAGCCAUAGCCUCCUACGCACUGGCCCUUGCCAAGAGCUCCCAAGCCAACGACCGCCUGGACAGCUUUGCCAGCCCUAGUGGGUGUGGGAUGCUUCUUAAUCAACCUCAGCCAUGGAGUGGGGAGGGGGUGAUCUCAAAUCCAGCAAUGUGUCAUUCAUCACUUAGUGUUUCCUGA